Molecule: messenger RNA, 771 nt
Organism: Hevea brasiliensis (rubber tree)
Lineage: Eukaryota; Viridiplantae; Streptophyta; Magnoliopsida; Malpighiales; Euphorbiaceae
Product: ubiquitin-conjugating enzyme E2 30
Exons: 5
Coding region: 181-627 (148 amino acids)
Biological process (GO): protein polyubiquitination
Cellular component (GO): nucleus
Molecular function (GO): ubiquitin conjugating enzyme activity
Source: RefSeq, a predicted model, not a curated record
UAAAAAUUAUGCAUGUAGAAUUUUCUAAAAAAAAAAAAAAAGGUGCAUGGAAAUGAAGUCAAUAUAAGGACUCCACUUGGAUUGACAUUUUGAAUCAUCGUAUAACGCAAUCUCUUCCUCUCUUCAUCUAUCAAACCCUAACCAGAAGUUUAUUUUUUCUGAAGUUUUAGAGGAUUUGGGAUGGCUUCAAAACGAAUUAACAAGGAAUUGAAGGACUUGCAGAAGGACCCUCCAGUCUCCUGCAGUGCAGGUCCUGCUGGAGAUGACAUAUUUCAUUGGCAAGCAACUAUUAUGGGUCCAGCAGACAGCCCUUAUGCUGGUGGUAUUUUCUUGGUAUCCAUACACUUCCCUCCUGAUUAUCCAUUCAAGCCUCCCAAGGUUUCAUUCAAGACAAAAGUUUAUCACCCGAACAUCAAUAGUAAUGGCAGUAUCUGCCUUGACAUUCUCAAGGAACAAUGGAGUCCUGCACUUACAGUUUCAAAGGUGUUAUUGUCGAUAUGUUCACUGCUGACAGAUCCAAACCCUGAUGAUCCUUUGGUGCCUGAGAUUGCUCAUGUCUAUAAGACUGAUAAAGCCAAGUAUGAGACUACUGCUCGAUCCUGGACACAGAAAUAUGCUAUGAGCUAGCUGCACUUUAUUUUCUUAUGGUAUAGUUGUUAAGGGUAUAAAUUAAAGGGGUGUUUUUUUGAAAUCUUAUAGUUUUGCAAUUUGAUAGCAUAUGCAAACUAGAAAUUUGAAUAAUCUAUGAGAAAUUACUGUUUGAUUGGGUAA